AUGAACAGACACACCGACACAGUUCCUGAGCAGGCAGUGUUUGUGCUUGAGUUGGGGACCUUCAACCUUGAUGUGGAGCUGCUGAACAUCACCUUUCCCACCAUGGUGCUAACUGUUGCAGAGUGCAACGCCAGGGGCUUCAAUGUUCAGGAGCAGAGAUCCCCGGACAACACCUUGAAGACCUUCAGGAUGGAGGUGCCCUUCUCAGACUCGGUGGUCUUUAAGGAGAGAAGGGCGGAACAAGGUGUCACAACCUUCACUCUUCAGCUGAUCUAUGGCCUGGUCAUCUUUCCAGAGUACUCUCCUUUCUCUCACUCUGCCGUUGUGGACGCUGUACUGCUGGACAUUGUGCCACCCUCAGUCACUGGCAACUGUGAUCCGGAGAACUUCCACAUCACUGUGGACUACAGGAACCAAGAGCCCUUUUUUGUGGUCUUGGUUGGCAAGCGGCUGCUUAACCAUGAGUUUGCUCAACAGUAUUUAACAGAAGGCGACACAGACUUCACCAUCACGUUGCCCUUCUCUUCGCCGGACGCAGUGUUUGAGUCAGUUCACUCGUCCUCUGUCAGGAGCAGACUGGAUGUGGCUCUGUUGAAUCCUUACAACAACAUGACCAUCAAAUACUUUUCCCUGGCUUGCAGCUUCCUCAAAACGCUGACUGAGUGUUUCUCUAACGGAACGAUGACUGCGCUGGCGGUGAAGGUGGAGUCUGUUCCCGGUCUGAACCCCGGUCAGCUGACCCUGAGUGACCCCGCCUGUGGUCCCACCUACAGCGACGAUCGGUUCGCCUACUUCCACUUCACUGUGAACUCCUGUGGCACCACCAGGAAGUUUAUCAACAAUGUCAUGCUGUAUGAGAAUGAAAUCUCCUUGCCAGAUGAACUUGAGGUGAAGCUGAAUGCCACGACGUCUUCAGAGGAGGAAUAUCAGUUAAAGGUUUCCUGCUACUAUGUGGCCAACAUCACUCGCACAUUGGCCUUCCUGACCAGGCCGCGUGACAAUGAGCCUUUUGCCGAGACUGGGACGGGUCGACUAAUGGUCAGAAUGAGACUCGCUCAGGACGCCUCGUAUAACACGUUCCACCAGGAGGAGGACUAUCCAGUGGUGAGGUACCUGAGACAGCCUCUGCACUUUGAGGUGGAGCUGACCACGUCCUCUGAUCCCAAGGUAGCGCUGGUGCUUGACCACUGCUGGGCCACCCUCAACGAGGACCGCGACUCCCGACCCCGGUGGAAUCUCAUCAUUAAUGGUUAACAUGUUGUUUUUGGGCCUAAACAAGUGUUAUUCCACAGGUGUGGUUCCUGAGUAAUUAGCAACCUAUCAUGUUGGCAGGCAAUUUACUUUGGCUACCGUGGCUAUGCCCCCAUCCAUAGAUCGAGUGGUCACAAUGCUUAAAAACGAUGUGAGCCAUGUGCGGUCUGUCACCAGAUCUCCACCCAAUUUAACACUUAUGGGAGAUUCUGGCGCGUACGAUCACAUGCUUGUUAUCACUGAGUGGUCCCUGCAGCGUAUCAUUGGAACAGAACGUAUGCUGCAUCAAACGACUCAACCGCGUUGUCUGAAAAGCAUCUAAACAAUGUUUUGUACUGAUGAGAAAUAAAGGUCUUCACAACUUUA
Oncorhynchus nerka (sockeye salmon) is the source of this 1617-nucleotide messenger RNA. Its product is annotated as zona pellucida sperm-binding protein 4-like. The record is from RefSeq and is a predicted model, not a curated record. Lineage: Eukaryota; Metazoa; Chordata; Actinopteri; Salmoniformes; Salmonidae. The transcript has 8 exons. The coding region runs from base 1 to 1254 and encodes 417 amino acids.